Messenger RNA from Silurus meridionalis, 1740 nucleotides. It is a transcript of the gene lsm14b, whose product is annotated as LSM family member 14B. The transcript is spliced from 9 exons. The coding region runs from base 151 to 1302 and encodes 383 amino acids. NCBI's taxonomy places the organism in Eukaryota, Metazoa, Chordata, Actinopteri, Siluriformes, Siluridae. Gene Ontology annotation, molecular function: mRNA binding. The record is from RefSeq and is a predicted model, not a curated record.
UUCCUCUCCAUGUUUCUUUUUCGAGGAUGGAAGACGUGGUGGAGGUUUACGCUUAAUAAUAAUUGGCGUGUGUGGUGAAGGUUCUUGCUUUUCUGAAAGUGUUUCUCACCGUGUUUCUGCCCAGAACGCUGAAAGCUCCAGGUGCUGAACAUGAGCACGGGCACGCCGUACAUCGGCAGCAAAAUCAGCCUCAUCUCCAAAGCGCAGAUCCGCUAUGAGGGAAUUUUAUACACCAUCGAUACCGACAAUUCCACCGUGGCUCUGGCUAAAGUGAGGUCCUUCGGCACAGAGGGACGACCCACAGAUCGGCCCGUACCGCCACGGGAGGAGGUAUUCGACUACAUCAUCUUCCGAGGAAGUGACAUCAAGGACAUUACGGUCUGUGAGCCCCCGAAGCUACACCACGGUCUCCCUCAGGAUCCAGCAAUUGUUCAGUCAUCUGUGGGAAGUUCAUCUUUACCAUAUGGCACUCAGGGAGGUUAUAGUCCUUACAGGAGCAUGAUGCCACCUUAUAACCCUCUCGCUGCCGGCUCUCUGCUCAACCAGCAGUACGCUGCUGCCCUCAGCCUGGGUGCUGGACUGCACGGCCCUCUGAGAAGAGGUCCCAUGGUCGAGCAGGGUGUCCAGACAGUGCCUGCUGAACAACCAGUUCCAAAGAAAGGUUUGGUGUUGCAGCAGGGCCGUGAGGGCGGCAGGGUGCAGAGAGGCCGAGGAAGUCCUCAGACACAGAGGAGCGCCAUGUCUGCGGCUAUGGAUUCUCAGCAAGGAGAUGUACAAGAGCAAAAUCAAGCUAAUGAUGAGAACAGACCACCACAGAGAAGACGACAAGGCAAUCGUCGAGCCCGGAAUCGCAACCGAGGUCAGAUUAUCGUGGGGACCUCAAAGCCGACUACUCUUCAGUUCGAGUCGGACUUCGAUUUUGAAUCCGCCAACGCCCAGUUCAACAAAGACGAGCUCGUCAAGGAGGUUCAAGGUGACGCUGAAGUCAAAGAUAAAGAAGAGAAGGAGAAAUCCGACUCUGGUGUGGAGACCCAGAAUAGUGAGGGUGCAGCGGAGGAAGAUGCGUUUGGUCCGAAGUGCUUCUACAACAAGUCUAAAAGCUUCUUUGACAACAUCUCUUCCGAACUCAAAUCUAGACGUACGACAUGGGCGGAGGAACGCAAGCUAAACGUGGAGACCUUCGGCGUUCCUGGUCGUUUCCUGAGAGGCCGUGGUUUCCGUGGAGGGUUCAGAGGGAGGAGGGGAAGAGGAAUGAAUCAGCGUGUAUCUGCUCAACCUGCCGUCGGAAGCGGUAGAGUGUGAUGAUUUUGAUUUUCAUAUAGCCACCAAGUGGAUUUGUGUAUAUACAAAAUUUCUUUUUUUUUUGUUUUUUUCCUCUUGUCAUUUCAGUUGGGGUCCUGCACUUUACCUGUGACUGCUAUUAAAUGCAAACAGAAUUGUCUUUUUGUUGCUAUAGCUGCUUUAUUGCUAAUGAAUGUUUAUAAAAGAGUUUGCACAAACUGAAAUGCACAUUAACUGUCUGAGUAAAGCACUUUUAUUUACGCUUUAUGAUUGAAAUAUUGGAAUUGCAAAAUGUCUGUUUAUGGUUAUCCAUGUCAGCCUUUGGCAUUUGUUCCCCAAACAUUGAUUUAAGAGGCUGUUUUUGGUUUGUUUCCUUUAUUUUGUUGCAUAUGAAUUAAUUGGGGACUUUGUACAAAAGAGAUCCAUUAUUAAUAAAAUGGAAAAUGGCUGAUAAACCCA